AUGGCGUCAGACGCGUCUUCAAUCUCUGUUACUGUUCGUGUUCGUCCUUUCACUAUUCAAGAAGCUGCGCAAAUCAGUGUCUUCGACCCUCCACAGGACAGUCCUAUGUCUCGAUUCCAAUCAAAAGUAGUAUCAAAUAUGGGCAAAAGAGUUAAAGAUCAAACAUUCGCAUUCGACCGAGUCUUCGAUGAUAAUACUACACAAGGAGAUGUUUACGAAUCAACAACUAGAGGGCUUCUAGACAAUGUGCUUGAUGGUUAUAAUGCUACAGUUUUCGCAUACGGUGCCACUGGUUGUGGUAAAACUCAUACAAUUACAGGAACUGCUCAACAACCCGGAAUUAUCUUCUUAACCAUGCAAGAACUCUUUGAGAAAAUUAACGAACGAUCGGAAGAAAAGCAAACGGAAAUCACAUUAUCUUACCUGGAAAUUUAUAACGAGACAAUUCGAGAUCUUUUGGUGCCAGGGGGCAGUAAAGCAGGAUUGAUGUUAAGAGAGGAUGCCAAUCAAGCGGUAUCAGUUGCAGGAUUAUCGAGUCACAAACCACAAGAUGUUCAGGAGGUUAUGGAUAUGAUUGUUAAAGGAAACGAAUACCGAACUAUUUCACCAACAGCCGCUAAUGCGACAUCUUCUCGAUCUCAUGCUGUUCUCCAAAUUAAUGUUGCACAAAAAGAUCGAAACGCAUCAGUUAACGAACCACAUACUAUGGCGACUUUGAGUAUCAUCGAUUUGGCAGGCAGCGAGCGUGCCAGCGCGACAAAGAAUCGCGGUGAAAGAUUAAUUGAAGGUGCAAAUAUCAACAAGUCACUUCUUGCUCUGGGCAGUUGUAUCAAUGCACUUUGCGAUCCUCGAAAGAAAAAUCACGUUCCAUAUCGAAAUUCAAAAUUGACGAGGUUAUUGAAGUUUUCUCUAGGUGGGAAUUGCAAGACUGUCAUGAUUGUAUGUGUCAGUCCUUCCAGUGCUCAUUUCGAUGAAACCCAAAACACCUUGAGAUAUGCAAACCGAGCGAAGAACAUUCAAACCAAGGUUACGAGGAACGUUUUCAAUGUCAAUCGUCACGUUAAGGAUUUCUUGGUCAAGAUUGAUGAACAGAUGGCUAUGAUUAAUGAACUUAAGGCUCAGCAGAAAGAUGCCGAGAAUAUUGCAUUUGUAAAGUUCAGAAAACAGUCAGAAAAGAGAGAUGCUAUUGCGCGCGAGGGAAUGGCACGUAUUCGGGCGGCAUUCGAGAACUCAGCGACUGAGCGUCAGGAGAAGGUCAGCCAAAUGAAGAAACUUCGACAGAUUGAACGCCCGUAUCACGAUAUUGCUUGCUUAACUCGAGAGACGGAACUUUUGAAAGUUAAGGUCGCAAGAGAUUCAUUGCAACAUGUCUUAGACCAAGAAAAAGGUGUCGAUGCGGGUGUUAUGCAAGUGCUGCUCUCUGCCCAAUUCGAGAUCAUGUCUUCGCUUAAUGAAAUUCUUGGUAUGACCGAAGAUGAUGCAGUACAACACGGAAAGAAAACUAUUUCAAAACUUUUGGAGACAUGUUCGACGACCGCUGCCUCAAUAGUGAAACCAGAUGGCUCCAUGAAAAACACGGAAAAAUUCGCUCCUAGCAAACGAGGUACACCAAAACGUAAAAAGCAAACCAAUCUUUCUUUUGAUGAUAUACAAUCACCAAUUAAAAUGCCUUCCCUCACGGUGGCACCACAAAUUCCAUCUCCGAUGAAAGCCUCACCGAGGCGUCGUAAGAUUGUAGUAGGUAAGAAAGGACUUUCUUUCACACCGAAGAAGACCUCCAAGCGAAGUGUCAGAUGGCGAGACGAUGACGAUGCUGGUGCCCUGGCCGAAUUCGAGAAAACUCCCCAGAAGUUUGAAUCCACCCCGGAUGUAUCCUUGGUUGAAGACACUGUUACCCUACCACCUUUACCAUCAUACCUAGGCGAGGUUUCCACGGACCCCCUUGGCUCAUCACCUAUUCCUACGGCUCCACUGACAUCCAUUGAUAUUAAGCCCAAGAACAAUCGAUUCCAAGCAGGAUUCCUGUCCAAAAAGCCCCCCUCGGGAUCACCUCCACCACCAACAAUUACAAAUCUCUCCCCAACGUCUUCGGAUACCGAACAUUCUCCAUUGAGAAUCCUCAAGAACGAGAAAUGGUAG
Sclerotinia sclerotiorum 1980 UF-70 is the source of this 2139-nucleotide messenger RNA. RefSeq lists its product as hypothetical. The record is from RefSeq and is a predicted model, not a curated record. Gene Ontology annotation, biological process: microtubule-based movement. Gene Ontology annotation, molecular function: microtubule binding; ATP binding; microtubule motor activity. NCBI's taxonomy places the organism in Eukaryota, Fungi, Ascomycota, Leotiomycetes, Helotiales, Sclerotiniaceae. The transcript has 5 exons. Bases 1 to 2139 code for a protein of 712 amino acids.